Molecule: messenger RNA, 462 nt
Organism: Macadamia integrifolia
Lineage: Eukaryota; Viridiplantae; Streptophyta; Magnoliopsida; Proteales; Proteaceae
Exons: 1
Coding region: 1-462 (153 amino acids)
Source: RefSeq, a predicted model, not a curated record
AUGCCUACCCCUAGUCAUAUGCUGUUCGCCGACGACAUAUUCAUAUUCACCAAUGCAUCUAUAAGGUACGUCAGGAAUCUUAAAUCCUUCUUAAUUAUGUAUGAAGAAUGCUCAGGUCAACACAUCAGCUUGGAGAAGAGCAAGGUGUUUUUAGGGAACAUCUCUGCUGCUAAAAAGCUUGUAAUAGGAGAGAAGAUGGGAAUCCCAAUUUGUAGUUUGCCCACUAAGUAUUUGGGUGUGGAAAUUUUCAAAGGUAGAGUUAAGAAAGAAUUCCUCCUCCCUGUGUUGGACAAAGUUAAAGCGAGACUUGCGGACUGGAAGGGAAGGCUGCUCUCUAUGGCAGGUAGAGUGGAGCUCGCCAGAACUGUGGUGACGGGCAUACCCAUGCAUAGCUUCUCUGUAUAUUGGUGGUCAUCUGAGCUCAUCAAGAUCAUGGAGAAGUGGAUUCACAACUUCAUCUGA